GGCGGUGGCGCCUGAGGGAGCGCGGCCGCCAUUUUGUGCUGCUCGCUCGGUCCGGGCGGGCGCUGCGGCUCUGAGGGAGCGCUCGGCUCGCCUGCUCUGUAGCUCGGGGCCGCCGCCGCUGCAGCCAUGGGCCGUAAGAAGAAGAAGCAGCUGAAGCCUUGGUGCUGGUAUUGUAAUAGGGAUUUUGAUGAUGAAAAAAUCCUUAUACAGCAUCAAAAAGCAAAGCACUUUAAAUGCCAUAUAUGUCAUAAGAAACUGUAUACAGGACCUGGUUUAGCUAUACAUUGCAUGCAGGUACAUAAGGAAACAAUAGAUGCUGUUCCAAAUGCUAUUCCGGGAAGAACAGACAUUGAACUGGAAAUCUAUGGGAUGGAGGGCAUUCCAGAGAAAGACAUGGAGGAACGGAGGAGGUUACUUGAACAAAAAACUCAGGAGAGCCAGAAAAAGAAACAACAGGAUGAUUCUGAUGAGUAUGAAGAUGAUGAAUCUGCGGCUUCAACUUCAUUUCAACCCCAGCAGGUUCAGCCACAGCAGGGGUACAUUCCCCCCAUGGCACAGCCAGGUCUGCCUCCUGUGCCAGGUGCUCCAGGGAUGCCUCCAGGUAUUCCACCAUUAAUGGCAGGUGUUCCACCUAUGAUGCCUGGAAUGCCUCCAGUUAUGCCUGGAAUGCCACCUGGGAUGAUGCCAAUGGGUGGAAUGAUGCCUCCUGGGCCAGGAAUACCACCUCUUAUGCCUGGUAUGCCACCAGGUAGGUCAGGGUUGUCGAACUCGUACUAUGGAAUGCCUCCCCCCGUGGGGCCCCGGCCUGGCAUGCCCCCCAUGACCCAAGCACAGCCUGUCACAGCCCCGGGCAUCCUUAACCGGCCUCCAGCUCCUGCUGCAACCGCCCCCACCCCGCAGCCUCCAGUUACCAAACCACUCUUCCCAAGUGCGGGGCAGAUGGGGACACCUGUCACAAGCUCAAGUGCAGCUUCCUCCAAUUCAGAAAGUCUGUCAGCAUCUUCUAACGCUCUGUUUCCUAGCACAGCACAAGCUGCAGCAGCUGUGCCAGGGCCAGUUGGUACUGAUUUCAAACCUUUGAAUUCUACACCUGCAACAACAACGGAGCCCCCCAAACCUACAUUCCCUGCUUACACACAGUCCACAGCCUCAACCACUAGCACCACCAACAGCACUGCAGCUAAACCAGCCACAUCUAUAACAAGUAAGCCUGCUACCCUCACCACAACCAGUGCAACCAGUAAGUUGAUCCAUCCAGAUGAGGAUAUAUCACUGGAAGAGAGAAGGGCUCAGCUGCCCAAGUACCAGCGCAAUCUUCCUCGGCCGGGCCAGGCUGCCCUGGGUAAUCCACCAGUUGGACCAAUUGGAGGUAUGAUGCCACCACAGCCAGGAAUUCCUCCACAGCAACAAGGAAUGAGACCUCCCAUGCCACCUCAUGGUCAGUAUGGUGCUCAUCACCAGGGCAUGCCAGGAUACCUUCCUGGGGCCAUGCCUCCAUACGGGCAGGGACCUCCGAUGGUGCCCCCGUACCAGAGUGGACCUCCUCGACCUCCCAUGGGAAUGAGACCCCCCGUAAUGUCGCAAGGCGGCCGCUACUGACGCUCCUACUCACGCUCUAAUAGGUUUGGAGAUUAAACCUUUUCUCAUCUUGUGCUGUUAAUAUAGCAGAGCUUCCGUCAAUUAAGGCUUCAUUGUGACUUUAAAAAAUAUAAGUACCUUCCCACAUGCAAGGAGCUAUUGGACAUUCUUAUUUUACAUGGGAAAAAAAAUUAUUUGGAAUAAUAACAGGAACUUUUCCUGAUGUUGCAAUUUAUACUGUAUGGCUUCUUUUUCAUGUUUCAUCUAGGUUUUUAGAAGUGAAGUAUAGUAAAUAUGGUUCGUUAAAUUGUGAAGGCGCUGGAAUUACAUGAACAUACCACCUUAAAGGCAAGUUCUGUGAUGUUACGUUGCUCUUUGUGAAAUGAUGCCUUCACAGCACUUCAAGUGCUGUUGGACUUCACGUCCCCAACAUAGUUUGGUGAGGGCUGUAACUGUUCCCAACUACUUGUACAUUAAAGUCUGAACUUGUAACAAUAUUUAAUGUAUUUAGAGUUCCUCCUGUUUCAGGGUUUAAGUAAACUGACCCACUAAGGUCAUGUGACUUUUCUGUACUGUUAUAAACUUCAUUGUAAUAAAAGAGGAGAAAAAUUUAUAUGCCUUUUUAUUCGUGACCAGCUGUGGACAACUGCCUGAAAGGUUUGUACAGAUGCAUGCUGUGGUAGCCAUUGGUGUAAUGAGCACAGUUACUGGUGCUGUUUUGAUAAAAUCGGAAUUCCUUGUUCUAUCAAAAGUCACUCCUUAGCUGUACAUCUGAGUAGACAAAGACCUGUACACUUAUUAACGGACUCCUCAAAACUGAGGCUGCAGGAGGCACAUCCUAACUCUUGGUUGGAACUUCUCUUAAUACAUAUGUUUCUUUAUUUGUGCUUUCUUGUCCUCAAUAAAUUUGAAUUGAUUUCUA
Messenger RNA from Empidonax traillii (willow flycatcher), 2500 nucleotides. It is a transcript of the gene ZNF207, whose product is annotated as zinc finger protein 207. The record is from RefSeq and is a predicted model, not a curated record. The transcript has 11 exons. Gene Ontology annotation, cellular component: nucleus. NCBI's taxonomy places the organism in Eukaryota, Metazoa, Chordata, Aves, Passeriformes, Tyrannidae. Bases 127 to 1599 code for a protein of 490 amino acids.